Messenger RNA from Dreissena polymorpha, 6641 nucleotides. Its product is annotated as HEAT repeat-containing protein 1-like. Gene Ontology annotation, molecular function: snoRNA binding. Gene Ontology annotation, biological process: positive regulation of transcription by RNA polymerase I; maturation of SSU-rRNA from tricistronic rRNA transcript (SSU-rRNA, 5.8S rRNA, LSU-rRNA). The record is from RefSeq and is a predicted model, not a curated record. Gene Ontology annotation, cellular component: small-subunit processome; t-UTP complex; 90S preribosome. Bases 99 to 6527 code for a protein of 2142 amino acids. The transcript has 43 exons. Lineage: Eukaryota; Metazoa; Mollusca; Bivalvia; Myida; Dreissenidae.
UACUUUGUUUACAAAACACAUGUGCUCAUGUCAAUGAAUUUGCUAUAUUUCAUUUCAACUGUCAUUUUGCGCAAAUAACUAAUAUCAGAUCACUCAAAAUGACCUCGCUAGCUAAACAGCUGCAAAGGCUUGCAGUUCCUCAUACCCAGACAAUCCUUGGGGAAGAUAAGAAGAAAGCCUCGCUGUUAUUUGACCCUAAGGAAGCAGCUUCUAUUGACAGAGAGACCUUCCAUGCACUAGGUUUAAAUGGUUUAGAAGAAUUAGAAACAAUAGAUGCAUCUUUUGCUGAGUUUGAGACAAGUUUAUAUGGAGAUUCGUCCAUCACGUUUGAACGUUCUGUAAAGACAAAAGAGGUGAAUGAGAAAUUGGACCUGGCAAUUCAGCGUUUUCUGAUCAAAGUGUCUCCAUUCUGUUUGCUGAAGCCGGCACAUAAAGCACUUGAAUGGCUUAUUCACAGGUUCCACAUCCAUUUUUACAACACAGAUGAUCUUCUCAUUUGCUUUUUACCCUACCACGAGAGUAAGAUAUUUGUUCGAGUGCUGCAACUUAUCAAGUUUGAUUCGAAAAUUGCAUCAAAAUGGGACUGGCUUGAGCCACUGCAGAAAUCUGGCGUGCACUUAACACGGAAGACCCUCGUGAACCAUUGCCGCACUGACUCUGCCUUCCUGUCCUUUGUCUGUGAUGCUGUGCCGAGAUAUGUCAAGGUAUUAUCAGAGUUGGACCAGGUCCCCAAGUGCCGAGUUCUGUUCUCGUUCUACACCACCACCGUGAUAGGGGUCCUGGAAUCAGGGGCUGUCACUGAGGUGCUACUGGCCAUGCUGGUACCACACCUGAGUCGGGGCAUGCAGUCUCGUAUACAAGAGUUCAAGGCCGCGUCGUACAUGAUUCUGGCUCAGCUACUGUUCAAGGCCAAAUUGAAGUCAUCCCUGCUGAAAACUCUGCAGCAGGUUAUUGCUAAGAAUAUUGUGCCUGACCUGCUCACAGAAGCUGUUGCCUGUCUGAUGUUGAUGUUCCAGACCCAGGACAUGUCCUCUGUGAACAUCACCAAAAAGUCUUUCAAGUGCCUGUGCAAGCACUUUGGAGUGAUCGAUGCAAUCAGCCAGCUGUAUGCCCAGAUCGACGCAAACGACUUCCUCUCCCGUCUGCUGGACCGUCUCAUUCCUGCCGCCUUCAAACACGCGGUCGGCAUAGCAACCAGUGGCGAGAGCAGCCAAUCAGAGUCCACAGGAGGCUUGCAUGACCAUAUGCCCAUGUUGCACAGGCUCUUGUCGACUGUCAAGCUUCCUGAUAACAUAGCUGAAGAAGCAGCAUAUCGGUUCCUAUCGGUGUAUAUUCAUCAUGGCAACAAGUAUCUGGAGGAGGACGUUGAUGACAGGAUCAAAGACAGCCUGCAAGGCAUUGUCCGACAGCUAGAAGGAAAGCAUUCCGCUGCGGUUGACCGGGCUGUGUCGCGGCGACUUUCUGAGUCGGAGACGCAGCAUGACCGGGAACUGGUCCAGGAGUUCCUGAACCUGUACGUGCUCUCUGUGCCCCACCAGCUGGUGACAGACUCCGAGACGAGCCUCGUGUUGUCUCUCAACCACCGACUUGCCUCUGUGAGGGAGAAGGCCGUAACCACUUUGAUAGCAAGCAGGGCAGAGUUGGAUGACGUGGGUUUCCUGAAGGAUUGCCUGCUGCUGAGACUGGGAGAUGAGGAUCCGGAGGUGGUGUCUGCGGUGCUGGCAGUGGGACAGGAGCUAUGGGAGAUAAUCAUUGAUGGGAAGACAACCCUGGGUCUGCUUCAGAGCAUUGUCAUGAAAGGAGUUGUAACCAAAAAAUGGGAGGUGUGUGCCAAACAAGCAAUCAGAUUGCUGAGUCACUAUCAUGGUGAUAUUGACCUUGAAAUCUUUGCUGGUUGCCUCCCCUGCAUGUUUAUAUGUGAAAAGACUGGCAUCUCCUUGGAGGUCAUACAGACAGUGAUGACGUCGCCAUUGGUCACAAACAGUCCAGUGCUGAAGGACUUUGGUAAAGAGUGGGCCCUGAAAUCAAAGAAGAUUUCCGGGGCCAAUUUCAGUGCAGUCAACCUGCUAGUCAGCCAGUGCUUGGCGGCAGGCCUGUUAAAGCAGAUGGAGACAGGAGCGCUUUCAAUGUUGAAUCAAUGGGCCGAUACAGCCAUAGAGACGAAAGAUAAUCGACUGGCGUGUCUGCUGAUGCUCAUACUCAACGAGCUAGUAACCAUGACAACUGACCAAAAGUUAAGAUUGGACAUCUGUUAUUUACAGACGCAACUUAUUGACAGACUACACAAGAAUGAGCAAUUCCGCAAGGCAAAGGAUCAGUUCUCAGUAUUGGAAGGUGACUGGGCACAAGUUGCGAAAGUCACUUCAUUGGCAGACGGGAUUCCGCAGGAUUUUGGCAUGAAGGCUCUACAAGGUGUCGUGGAUGUUGUGCGUGUCCCAGAGGAACUUACAAGUGAGAAUGCUAGUUGGCAGAUUAACCCAGUCUCAAAGGCAACUACUGUGUUUCUGCAACUGUGUGUUCGACUGUUUGCCCUUAUUCUUGAGAAGACAGCCACAAAGCACAGAUACUCAAACAUCUAUCGAUUCCAGAUUCACACAUUGAAUGAGAAAUGUUUUGCUGAUGUAACACACAAGUUCCGAUUCCUUGGCCUAUUGUGGACUCAGCAUGCUAACGACCUUGCCAGUGACCUUGGUUUGACCUUGACCAUACAAGCAAGGUCACUGCACCUAGGGCAGGCAAUUGUUCAGGGAACGUACAAGUCUAAAAUCAAGGUUCUCUGCCAGUCACCACAAGUCAUUCUUGAUUUGCUGAUUGUUUUGACCAGCCCUCAUGCAGCCAUAAGAAAGGAAGGAGUAUUGAUUGUCAAGACUUUGUUUGAUCAAGCCCAAGGAAUGGACUCAGUGUUCAUGCCACUACUUGCAAAAGUUAUCGAUUGCCAGGGCGAAAUCUUGGCUGAUAAGGAAUACGUUCAACAGGUUGUGUAUUCUGUCUUCAAUAAAGCACAGCAGGCCUCCCCAUCCAAGUCCAGAAAGAAAAAGCGGGAAUCCACUGUCGGAGACCAUGGAUCAGAGAGUACGGAAAAUGCUCGCGCCCUGAGUGACAUCCUGGUGCUUAUCACAAGGGAGACCACUCCAGCCUACUUGCAGUGUAAAGCUCUGGAAGUGUUCUCCAGGUUGAACAAUCAGGACCUCCUCCUCAGCCUACUGCCGCUCAUGGACCGGCUACUCAGCCGUGAUCAUGUCACUGCCACAGAGACCCUGUGUCUCAAGUUCCUGAUUGGCAGGUUUGAGCCUCAGAGCGCAGGGUGCCUCGAUGUGAGCACGGACGCACUCAGACUCUUCCUGCAGGCCUUGCAAAGGCCAGGUGUUGACACGGACACAUCUGCAGCCAUUCAGCUGGCAGCCAUUGGACAGGUGACUAGGGAUCUGUACAAGGGGCUGUCAGACCCUGUGAAGCAGCAACUGCUGUGCAUGCUGUUUGACGUCUCUGUAGACUCCACCCAUAUUGAGGUCACCUCACAGUUACGACGUGUGCUUAAGCAUCUCUUCUUGGAUGGUAAGCAUGUUGAACUUGAGAUGCGGAAGACUUUGAAGCUAUCAACAGCCAGGACCGUCAGAGAAGCCAAACGCCAACGAAAGCCAGACCCGCCUGCAGAUCUGGUUGGCAUGACAGAGUUUGACUCCCGGGACUGGCAGCGUCUCACAGUUGUGUUGGAGGCGGUGCACACCAAGAAGAAGAUCCUCAACGUCACAGUGCUGGUCCCUACAUGCUUCCAGAUCAUGGCCAGCAUACUAGAAUCUGACAACCACAGUUCUGCGGAGUACCUGAAGCAGCUGAUUCUGAUGCUGUUGUACAACGUGUGUGGUCGCAUGGACAAGAGUGGUGCUGAAGACACAGAGGUAGUCCCAGAGCAGCAGUUCAACAUGGAUGUGAUAGUGAGCUGUAUCCGCUCCUCAGACAACCCCCAGACCCACCACCAUGCUUUCAUACUGCUCACUGCAGCAGCUAAAAUAUACCCAGAGCACCUACUACACAACAUGAUGUCUGUGUUCACGUUCAUGGGGGCCAACAUCAUGCGCCAGGACGACGCAUACAGCUUCCUGAUCAUCGGCAAGAUCCUGGAGACCGUCAUACCUGCCCUUAUCACUGCCUGUGAGCAGCGGAAGCGUGUUCCAAAGGGCAUCACCAAUGACCUUGACGAUAUUAUCACCAUGGUGAUACAGGUGUUUGUGGACUCGUACCCGUACAUUCCGGAGCACCGGCGCCACCUGCUGUUCAACAAGCUGGUCGCUGUGAUCGGGGAGCGGCGCUACCUGUGGCGUCUGCUGCUGCUGAUGAUGAAACUGGUCGUAACCAGCGGCAACCUCAAGUCUGAACUGGACACCAGUCAAGAGUCCGGCGACACAGAAUUCUGUCUUCUGCUCUGCGCGGAUUUCAAUAUGGAAGUGAAGUUGUCGUCCUCUUGUGAGAUUCUUGAUUAUGUACUCAAGCUUCCAGAUGACAAGGAAGAUGAUGCAGUUCAACUCGCUAAAAAGAACCCUGAAUCCUUCGGAAAGCUUCACAAAGAGGAUGUGGCCAUAUUCAGCGUGGACGCACAUAGUGGCAAACAGCUGCGCCACUUUAAGUUCGCUGCUGUGAACUUGGUUGUGAACUUGUACACAAACACAGAUUUCAUAGCCCAGGUCUCCGGGUGCGAGAAUGCAGAACUUCUCCCAGUUUUCCAGAAACUUCUGGAGAUGACACUUAAGUUUGUGUCGCACUUCACGAGACUAGCCAACAAGUUCAGCAUGAAACCAACUGCCAAAUUCUGGAAGGCACUGCAGAAUAAAUGCCAUGAUAUGCUUGACAAGUUGGUGUCCUUGCUGCCGGAAGCCAUGUUCUUGGAUGUGAUUGGUGGACUGCUGUCACAUGACCUUCCCACAAUCCAACGUAAAGCUAUGGAUCUUCUGAAUAGCAAACUCCAACAUCAGAAGAGUUUCCAACCAGGGGAGGUGGAAGGACUGCUGAGGUUUGUGGACUUACUGAGAGGUCUGGUGGUGACGCUGGCCCUGGAUAGGGACAUCACAGAGGAGAGCUCCCUGAACUGUCAGACGGCCUUCAUAUCCCUGAAACUGCUCUGCAGGAAUAUAGGCUUGCAGUACAAGCAGCCCUUCCUGGAGGUACUGAAGACGUCGGUCGCGGUGUUCAAGCAUGAGACCUCCGGUCAGCAGGUUGCGGCCUGCGCAUUACUGUGUGUGGCAGAGCUCUGUCAGACCCUCAAGGUGCAUGUGAUACAGCUCCUGCCCACCUUCAUGCCUGCCAUCCUGGCCAGCAUGGCCGACACCAAGGUCCUACUGCAGAAUGAGCUGUACGUGAUGAGUGUGGUAACCACGGUGAACAAGGUGGUUGAGAACCUGGCCCACUUCCUCAGUCCCUACCUCAAGGAUAUCCUGUGCAGCGUGUGCAUCUUGUCCAGCAAGGCAGACAAGUUUGACAUCCUGCAGAAGCCUGCAGUACAGCAGAGGCUCAAAACCAUCCGGGCAACCUUGUCUACCAGUCUUCCCACCAGAGUGCUGUUACCCGUGGUUACAGAAUGCUACUCAAGCCUGGUUAAUACUAGCAAGAUGGGUGUGGUGUCACUGAUGUCCCUGUUUGGGGACCACAUCUCACACAUCACGAGGGAGGACCUAGCCAGCCACAUGACAUCACUGCAGACUUUCUUCCUGCGCUGCCUCGACAUCAGAACUGACUUCCCAGAGCUCUCGAAUAAAAAGGUGCUGGAGCUAGAAGGGGUUACCAUGGAUACCAUCAUUGCCAUGGUGCUCAAGCUAUCAGAGGCCACGUUCAAGCCUUUCCUCUUCAAGGUGUUUGACUGGGCAACAACCAUCGAUGACUGCCGGGAGAGGGUCCUCGUGUUCUAUCGUCUCACAGACAGACUGUCAGAGAAGCUGCGUAGCCUGUUCACGCUGUUUGCCGGACACGUCGUAGACCAUGCUGCAAAAAUACUCGAUGAGAAUAACUCCAUAAAGACGGGCAAGAAGUUCUUCCCAUCAGACAAGGCAAAGCGUCGUAAGUCGUGUCUGCUGCUGCAGUAUGUACUUGGCACGGUCACCAAGUGCUGCCUGUACGACACUCAGGGUUUUGUCACCAGGGAGCGCUUUGACCUUCUCAUGCAGCCACUUGUCGAUCAGCUGGAGAACAUGUCUGGUGGUGAGGAAGCCUACAGGUCUCGUACCAAGGACCAUGUGGUGCCCUGCCUGGUACAGCUGUGCACAGCUGCGCAGGAUGACUCCCUGUGGCAGUCCCUCAACUACCAGGUCUGUCUGAAGACCCGAGCCCAGGACCCACAGGUGAAGCUGGCUGCUCUACUCACGCUGGAUGAGCUGCACAGGAAGCUGGGGGAGGACUACAUGCCAUUGCUACCAGAUACAGUCCCCUUCCUGGCAGAGCUUAUGGAAGAUGAAAGUGAAGAAGUAGAAAAGAAAUGCCAUGAAGUGAUAAGAGACAUGGAGAAAACCCUUGGGGAACCCCUCCAGAAGUAUUUUUAGAUCCAAGAAUUUUUAGAGGUUUUGUGUGGGGAAAAUUUAAAGACUUAAGUCUUUGCUCAGCAAUGGAUAUUAUAACGUCUUACAGUUGGUGAAAUAAAAAGUGGCAAUCUGGUU